UUUUAUAUCUGCUACAGGUUUUAUUGGGAAAAUUUAGUGUCAUUUGUCAAGAAAACAUUAUAUAAUUUGUUAUUUGCAGUCAGACCCACAACAAAGCAUUUGAUAAAAGUUAGGAGUAAUGAAAAAUAAUAAAUGAAGUUGGGAAGGGGGUCUUGACAUUCUCCAUGAAAUUAAUCCACAAGGGACAAUGUAGUACAAGAAGUUACGUUGGAAGAAAUUUGUGUAAAUAUGUGUGAAUCACCUUGAUAAUGUUUGUCCUGUAUUUGAAGGUUAACUGUAUUAAAAGAAAAAAGAAAUAUAUUUUAUUCUUCAACUUAAAAGUAUCAGAAUCAGAAAUACUAAUAAUAAUCCCCAGGGAGAAAUUGCUUUUGUCACAGUAUUCCUGUGCAAAUACAGUAAAGGAGGAAAUAAAUAACAGAUAAAAUAAGCAAAAAUAUAGAGAUAAUAUACAAGUAUUUACACUAUAAACAACAACAACAACACAUGUAGUUAAAUCGUAUGCAUUAAACAACAGUAUUCUAAAUGAACUAUUUAGAAAUGUGCUCAAUAUUUUGCAAUGUGUUUGGUUUGUAUACCUGCCGAACAGUGUAACCAAUCAUCUCUAUGAAUUUACGCAUUACGUCAGUGUAACGGAUAUCUUCAAAAGCGCGUGUACACGUCUACAGGAUAACCACAGGGGGGUGGAGAGGGUAUCACUCAUUGUGGUUCCGCUCGACUCCACCCACUGGAAAUGUCAUUGGGAAGAAAACCAAGCGCACCAGUUAAUUUAAACCCUUCUCUGUGAUAGCCAAUCAGCGCCCCUCUAGUACUCUCUUGGCUCAGGAGCGUCCAAUCAGGAGCGCCGUCCUCUUUGUUGUUGGUGAUGACAUGAAAAUAUUGUUGUUGCUGCUGAAAGCUGCGGACGGAGACUCGACGGUGGGAGACAGACAGACAGGCAGACAGGGAGGACGGGGUUUGAGGGUUUUGAGGCGCCGAUUAAAGUCUGUUUUCUUUUCUUUUCUUUUCUUUGUUUCGGCUUUAAGCAAACUGCUUGGAAAGUGGCCAUGUCGGUGAAUAUGGACGAACUCAGACAUCAAGUUAUGAUCAACCAGUUUGUUUUGACGGCAGGCUGCGCCGCUGAUCAGGCGAAGCAGCUCCUACAAGCGGCCCACUGGCAGUUUGAGGUGAGUGUCAAAGAGGAGAUAUUUAUUCAAUAUGCACGUAAUGACCCUCUCUUUGUGUUUGUGGUUUCAGUCUCCAGUUUGAGACUGAACUGUGAGGGUAUUCAAGUCAACUGCCCUCGGCCUUUAAUGGGAGUAUUUCACGUCCUGUCUCGCGACCAUGCGCUCCUGGGCUAACACGAGCUAAGCUAACAGCAGCAGCAGUACUGAGGACGUGGUCCUCCUCCACUCAAUGGCCGUUUUUGUUUACAUUCUCUACAGGAAUCUACUGUGUCAUUGCCAAGCUAAUUGUUGUUAGCCUAGCCGCCGGGAGGAUAAAGCCAGCCUUUAUACGGCCAUAUGCUCGCUCAAGGUCGGUCAUUAUGUUACAAUAGGUGUCGUUGAAAACAAAUAAGUUUAUGAGUGACGCGGAGAGCAAAUUACUGAUGCCAUCUUGUCAGACAAGGCCCGUCUGAUAACAUGUUCUCAUAUGCACACAACAGCCAUUACUCAGAGAUAAUAAACUACGGGUUUGGCUUGUUUGUUUGGCUCCAGUCCACAAAAGGUGAAAAGAGAAACCUCCCCGUGAGACGGGUGUUAACCAAGUUCUUCAUAACGGACUCACAACACCUUUUCUAACUUAUAGCGUAGAGGGAAGUAUAUGUCUAUAAAUAUAUUGAUAUUUUACUUGAAGAUCAUGUGAUGAGUUUUAAGUUGGUUAGAAACAGACAAAUUGUUUUGCAUAAGAAAAUAGGACGAUCAGAAAUUACAUUAACCAUUUCCAUGAAGUCAUUGUCAUAAAGAGCUGGAAAGAGGACAACCAGAUUUACUGAUGAAGAUUAAUGCUGCUGAAACCGCCUUUAUUUAAAGUUGAAGUAGGUACAUGUGUUCACAAGGGGGCCUAAAAAUGACCCACAUUAAAGGAACUUUAAGCAGAAGUCUAUUAAUUUACACAGGUGAAGGUAAAAAGUACAGUUUUUAACAUGAGUACCAAGUAGGGCUGGGCGAUAAAACGAUAACAAUAUACAUCGAAAAUUAAUUUCCCUCAAUAUCAAUAUAAAACAUUGUCAGUAUGCUUUUCAAUAGUCUGUGUUUUGCCAUGUGUAGGUAGACUAUACAAAUAGCCAAUGAAAAGGGGAGUCGCUCCAGGUCGUGCCGCGCAGAACCAAUCAUGUGCUGAAUUAGAACCAAGUAGCAAACAACUGCGUAGUAGCAGACUGCAGCUACAUGAACAGUAGCACUUUAAAAUGUAAAGCCGACAGCACUGUCAGUGAGAACAAAAGAAAAGGAAAUGCAGAAGAAGGCUCAACAGAUGACAACACUGGCAUGAAAACGUCGGUGGUGUGUUUGCAGGUUGGACAUGAAGCAGAGUAAUUUGAAAUGCAAAUUAUGUCGAGUACAUGUUAAAUUUCAUUCAAGAGUCACAGGGAACAUUUAAGAUUGACAAUUGAUUUUUUAAAUAUUGUGAUCGAUAUCAACUGAUAUGAAAAAAAUAUACCGUGAUAAACUUUUUUCCAUAUCGCCCAGCCCUAGUAUCAAGUAAGUACUUAACUCUUGGUGGCAGAGACUGUCAAACAAUAUGUAAGCAUAUUUUUUCAAAGUAGUUGUUUGACAGCAUUAAUGUGCAAAGAGUUAUACUCUAUUGUAAGUGUUGCGAUUUGCAGGUGGUCUCUGCACACUCAGCUCAAAGUUGGCUGUGCACAGAGGCGUUUUGUUAUGACUCUUUGCUUGAUCGUAGAGUCAAAAUGACUGCCAAUGCGUCACGAUAAGGUUCUCAAAACAAACAAGAUGCCAGACUGAUUUCAAGGAACCAAUCAAGGAAAAAUUAGCUCGAAAUAUCAUGACAUGUGAUUCAUAUUUGGCCUGCCAGGUCAAUAUAGCCUGAAUCAAGUGUGUUUAGAUAUUCUGACCACAACUAAGACUAAUUCACUUGGUUAGACUUGGCUGCCCUAUACAGUAUGUCUGUUGACAGCAGUGUUAGUGAAAAACUGAGAGACUUGCUUGCCUGUCUUUGGUGUCUGUUGUGUUACAUGUUUAAUUUUGGUGUUUUAAAUGUUAAGUCAGAGCUGAAACUGAUAAAUUGGAGCACAUUAGUUGUUAUUUGAGGUUUUUGUUAAUGGAUUCUUAUGUCUGUCACCCUCAAAUAUAAGGUCUACCUCUGUUGGGACACAGAAUAACAGUCUGAGCCCCCCAGUCCCCAAAAGAUCCCAAGCAAUCAAAUGUAAAUAAUCCAAAACCAGAUAUGUUGAUAUACAGGUUGAUAUAUGAUAAAUGUACCUUUUAAAAUCUAGAUAAUAGUUGUUAGAUUUUUAGAAAAGUAAACAAACAUUCAUUGUGGUUUUGGACCUCUCCAUUGUCAUCUACACUUUGAAAGCAACAGCACCAAGGUCCAAAUGACAAAAUGGCCUCCUCCCCACUCCAGCAUCAGUGUGUUUGUACCAUAUGUAGGGCCUGAUGAACAGCUGACUGACACCUGUAGGACUUGAAGCCUGAGCCUCCAGAUGGUUCUGCUGCUCAGACCACUCCCCCAUCUGCUUUGAUGGACAAUCUGUCAAGGCUGUGUGCUGUCAGUGUUGGGCCAGGUGAUUCACCAGAGGGGCGGGUGAGGGACAGAAGGAGGAGGAGGAGGAGGCUUGGCUGGACUCCUCUCCUCUCACCCGAUGUCUGGACAGCUUAAUUGACUCCUAAGUGGUGGACUUCAAACUAAGGACUUACCUAAAGCUGUAUCUGGGAGCUGUCAGGGGUUUUCAGAGGUAUUUGAAGUGGAGCUAAAAUAGUGCACUCACUCUGCAUCCAAUUUAAUCCACAACCGUUGAGACUGUGAAACCCGUUUCUUCCUCCUAACUAUGACUGUUCAGUCACGUUCUGUCUUUAUAAGAAAGUAAGGCAAAAAGCUGAGAGUGUGUUUGUGACUUCCUCAAGUAUUUGGAGACCAUUGUUCUGACACUACAGUGACUCACCAACCUAGAUGUUUCCUGCAGAGCAAAACACUCACACCACACGGAUGAUAGGUUCAAAAACUUUUUGAAUUACUCAAGUGAAUAUCGCCUACCAACAGUGGUGUAACAGGCUGUAAUGGUCACCAUGAGGCUCUGGUUUGAUAACAAGACUAAAAGGGCGUCAGCACUGUAGAUAAAAUCCUGAAGAAAUUGACCUUUUUGUUAUAAAGUAGGAGAGAUUUGAAGGAUAAACAGAAGCUGCUUCAGUCUCUUCAAAGCCACCAGACCUGGCCAAAGCCCAUGCAAACACUGGAGCAUGUGCAGAACACUUAGGCCAGUUUUAGUGCAAUUGAUCCAACUAUAAGUACUCUUAUAACUUCUGGUUCUUUUUAUGGAAGCAAACCCAGUUUUUCACAUAUUUUGUAUCUUUUUUUUUUAUGGCUUGCCGUCUAAUCUGUGGAACAGCUUCCCCAAUUUUCACUUCCACCACACCCAAACACAGAAACCAGAAGCACUGAACAAAUAACUGGUGAUUUUUUAAGACAAAAACUCAGAUAUUAUUAAGCACAACAUGGAGAUUAGUGAGCUUCCACAUGAGGACGUAUCUGUCUUUGGCUGUGAACAUUUAUUGUAUUUUCACGACAGGUACUUUGGACCAGCAGUGGGCUAAAUAAGGAAGAACUUCCACUAAAUGUUAUUUUGAUGCCUUCUGUUAGUAAAAAGAAAUAGGAGCUGUAAAUCCUCUCAUUGUAGGAAAUGGAGUCACAGAUUUGAAUGUUUUAAAGACUAACACAUAGAAAGAAGGAGUUCCUCUCAUAUAGGUGAAUCAUAUCAGCUGUGAUUCAUUCGAGGUUUGUGAACACUCAGUCGUCUCCUCUCUUUUUUUUAUAAACUCAGAUGGAGAUUCAUAGUAAACAGGCUGUUUGUUUCAGCGUGAUAGCAGUGGCCUGAUUUCUCUCAGCUCUCUCCUUCUGGCUGCAAGCUGAGGCCAAAGGCGUCUUCUGUGCUCGGUUCAGCCGUCCCCCCUGAGGCCCGUCACCUCAGAGCCACCGCAACAUUAAAGCAACAGUCAUUUUUUUAUCCAGAGGGAUUUGCGGGUGCAGCAAAUGGAAUUUUAUUGAAUUGACAUUAUCGGUUUGACUAUAGGACAGACUAGAGGACAUUUUAAUUUUGUCCUCAGGUGUGAUGUCAGGAUGAUCGUGGUUUCUGGUGCAUGUGAGAAAGUCACUUCUUUGACUGAUAAUGAAAGACGCUGUAUAAGAGAUGUGAUGACUUAUAAACCACAAUCAAGUUCUUGUAACUUAAAAUGCUGAUGUUGUGUCACUGAAUGGAGCUGCCUGUUCCCUUUUCAUCCCCACAACAGAUCAUGUGAAACUAGAGUUUAAAACAGAGAAUCAGUUUGAUGUCUUCUCACAGCAGUUUGAGUUGAAAGUCUAAAAAGCAAAAAUGUCUAAAAUUAUCAGGGGGUUGGAGCUAACGCUGGGAUGAUAUGCUUUCCCCCGAUUUGAUUCUUUUACAAUUCUUUGGAUGCUGAUUCAAUUUAAAUUGUGAUUCUACAAUAUUGUCGAUUUUCUCAAUUUUUAGUCUGCAUUUUUAACACCAGUGAAACAGUUGAAUGAUUAUGAUUGUCUACUGACUAUUACAGGAACCAUAUUUCCCCAAAAUAUACAUAUCACAUGUAAGUCAGUUUUUAAGAUUUUGUCCUUCAGGUCAUUAUCUUUGUGAUGUUUGUGUCUUUAUCAAAAAGCACUAAACAAUCAGCCGGUCAGCCAUGUUGGAUAUACCGGUGAACCUCAUGUUGCAAUAACAUGAAAUCGGGUCAGAAGUGGACACACAGUAUGUAAAACUUAAGAAAGAUCGACCGUGAUCCGAAAAAAUAAAUGCCACAAUAUCACAGUACGGGAAAACGUCACUGAUGUGAACGCUUGUAUUGACAGGAUACGGUUUCGAAAAAAAAUAUUGAUGUCUGAAAUAAUCACACGACAAAAACGCUCCCAGUGUGAAAGGACCUCAAUUAUUAAAUUUGGGAAAAAAAAAUUUUUGACAAUAAAAAUCGAUUUAAAAAUUGUAAAACAAAAAAUUGCGAUACUUACGUGACUCUUUUUUUUCCCCACCCCUAGUUGAAACUGGGAAAAAAGAAACGAGGAUUUCAGGGUUUUGCUAAAAAGCUUAAAAUUACACUUGAGUUAAAUGUUUGAAAAUUGUGAUUUGCUUCGAUUCAUCACAGGGUCACAGAUAUUAAACAGCUGUUGUAGUUUUCUGACAAAUGUAGCAACAUUGAUUAACUCCAUUUCUAUCUAAAAAAAACAUGUUAAACACUUUAAUUGUUCUCAGCAAAACAACAAACUAGCAUACAAGCUAAAAAAAAGCUAUGCUUAUCAGAAGACUUGCAAAUGAAGAGCUUCAUCGUUGAUUUUAUUUCUUCACUGCCAAACAACAUUUGUAUUUAAACAGUUACUCGUUUAUUAACCUAUAGAUAAGGAAGCUAAUCUUCACUGAAUAACUGACGACUGAUGAGCUCAAAUGUUGAUCAGGAAGCUUGAGACAUACUACGAAACUCGUCUUUUCUUAUCUGUUGUUUUGUCUCUGUGCUGCCCCGUCAUUUCUGAGUGACUAAGUGACCCUUGCAGCUAUGUUUACAGUCAGACUGUGUGUUUACAGCACCAGAAAAUCUUUAGUGACAGUGUGACAUCAGUGUGUGUGUGUGACGCUCGCCAAACCUACUUUUAAAAAAUAAACUGAGAGCAGACUAAAAGAAAAGGGCACGGUCACAAUAGCAGCUCAGCAGCACUUUCUCACUUUGAUAUGUGUGUCACGUUGCUCACAUUCCUGCACCGCUGCUGCUGUUGUCAAACAACCAGAGCGUGGGGGGAAGGAAGAGGGGGGAAGGAAGCGGGGGGGUGGGGUAAACCGCACAUUCAUUGAAGUGUUGGCAAGAAAGAGGCCUUCGGUGAAGUGGAAAUGAAAGCUUUGCUGAGCAGUAAAACAAGCUCACACACUCUGUCUGUUACUUUCAGUCUUAGUAGGACGUUACUUUAACCACGUUGGAGGCUCGUUCAACACAUCAACACUGUUGCUGUUCUGCUGAGUUACAUAAAAAGUUUAGCAUUGUUUCCAAAAGUUGUGAUUUUGUUUUUGAGUAGCUAGAUGUGACCUUGCCUGAUUCGUACAAAACAAAGGAAAUAUUCACACUGUUCUAAGUAUCUGACAAAUUGAGCAAGAAGUUCAUUCCAGAGAAGAGCGGUAACAUGAAGUUUAGGUGUUUUUUCUUGUGUUGCUGACAGAGUGAUAUUUUAGCCAGGCUGCCGGCCGUUACAAUAGCAGGAAGUUUUCACAGCAACUCAACAAUGUGGAUUGUUUGUUUGUGUGCUGGUUCAUAAAACUAAAACCUGAAUGGCGGUCGGCAGUCUCAUUGUUUGUACACCUUUUGGACAUGACUGUUAUCAAAGUGGGUGUUUUCACACUCGCAUUAGCUGCAGCGUGAACCUGAUAAACUCACUUUGAGUUGGCGUUGUUCGCAGUAGGUGAACGCCCCUAACUAGUGUUCAGGCAGUGAAAACAGUCACAACAACACACGAAUGAAUAUGCUAAUAAGAGCGUAUAAGCUGCAGUGUGAAGCUAAAAUAUGCUAAACCAAAUCAAAAUUGUAAGAGUAAAAAAAACAAAAGACUAAGAUAAUUCUUACAGAGCUAUGAAAGCAAGGUGAAGCAAUGAAGGCUUAAAUUAGAAUAAUGCUGCGUUCGAGUUACCUCAGAAGUCAGAUGUCCGAGCUGGGAAUGACGUCACACCCGAGUUCCCAGCGUUUCAGUUACCAAGUCAGAAAAAAGCAAAAUCAGAGAAAACAAGGUGGCUACAUCCACAAAAGUUAUUUUAGCGCUUGUUAUUUUAAUUAUUUUAAGUUAUUUUAGCAUCCACUUUCAUAGAUGAAUCUCCGACUUUAUCGACUGCGUAAAAACGCAUCAAAAGCAGAAUUUGGACAUUGAGCAUUAAUACUUGAACACCCAAAGCUUUAUGAAUCUACCUUUAAAGUAAAAUACAUACAGAAUUUUGAUGUUAAGAUUCUGCUGAAACAAAAAUCUGCUGUUGAACUUUGACUUUGGUGCCCCAUAUAAGCCACGUCACAGGUUCCCCUUCACUCUGUUUAGCAUACUCAAGUUUUUCUAUCCACCAUUUUUCCAGGACGAUGAGUCUGAGACAUGAUGCUCUUUGUUUUUUCGCUCAGGCACAUGAAUCACACCCCGGUCAGGCUCAGAGGAUUGUUUGUUUGGGUUGGGUUUGUUAUCAGCUUUUUGUUUCUGUCUCUCUGAGGUCAUCAAGUGUGUUUUUGUUCCACUGGCCUUGGCUGUGUUCACUCAAAAAAAAAAAAAAAAAGAGAAACAAUACAAGAAGCCAUCUCAUUUCCUUGUUUGUGCAGAGAGGCAGCCAUGAAGCCUGUUGUUUAUAUUUUUACGGCGACUGUUUCCCAGAUUUUUCAGCUUGGCUCUGGAGACCUUCUGCUGUCGGGCUGUGCGAAUUAUCUGUGUUUUUGUGAAUAAGUACCCUGCAGAUUUAGUCUGACAGCAAUUUCAUGUAUGCAGCGUUUGAAAGAAUUAUGUGAACAACCAUUUUUGAGUUUGGUUUUAUUACAUAGAUUUACUUACAGGCAGAUUUUGCAUAUCUGUGUCUGUCAGCUUGCAGCUACUCCAGAAAGGUCUCUCGGUUCAAAGGCCCUGCUUCGGAUCCCAGCAUUGAGAUAAUAGUUUUAACCCCCACCUCAAUUGACCAGUUGUGUAGACUGACCCAUAGUCUGAUAGGGAGGGAGGGAGGGGGGUCGGGGGUCUGAGGAGAAAAAAAGACAAAAGUUUGACUCUUCUACUUUUUCAUGUUUACAAUCUAAAUCAAUCAUUAGGAUCAUGACACAAUCUCUCUCUUCUUUCUUUUUUUUCCCCCCCGCAGACGGCCUUAAGCUCCUUCUUCCAGGAAGCCAACAUCCCCAGUCACCACCACCAGAUGGUAAGUGCAUUCAGUUAACCCCAAGAAAGAAAAAAAAAUAUUAGCCUUUAGGCGUGAUGUGUGGCUGAGCCGAGGGCUGACGGGGCUGAGUCCCUUGAGCUGGGCGGAGGGACGGAUGCACCCACUGACCUACUGGGCUGAAUGUGGAGUUAAAGUCACAGCUGGCUUUCACACACCAGCAGGAGACCUAGAGAUGUAGACUCAGAGAUACUGCUGCUGAAGAGCACUUUUAUUAGAUCAUGAGACUAGAGUAGGGCUGGGCGAUAAACCGAACAUUUACUGAUACUGAAAUUUACGACAAUAACCGAUGUCAUUUUGCCCAUGUUGGUAUAUUUGGUGUCAAAAUAAAUGAAUAUAUAAAAGUUGGUUUUGGAUGUGUGUAGGUAGGCUAUGGUCUAUUGUCCCAUUAAGACGUGACUCCACCCCAUCCAGUCUGUAACAAAGAGGGAAAGACAGAUGAGGAGAUGGAGGACGGUUAAAAAGUUGUAGAGGCGACUGAAGUAGACAAAGUUAAUGUGGGAGUGGGUGAGCAGCUUGUGGAGUAGUUAUCGUCCAUUUAUCCUUAUCGAGGUGAACUGCUCAAUAUUUCAUGAUAUUGAUUUGAAGCCACAUCACCCAGCCCUUGACGAAAAUGAGACUAAGACGAACGUCACCAAAGCUCUGUAAAGACUAAAAUGUGACGAAAAUUAUAUUCAUUUUCGUCAGACGAGAACGAGACGAGACUAAAUUGUUAUUAGGUGGACGAACAAAGUUUCAAAACAUGCUUUUUUUUGUCCUACCAGUCACGCCCCCAUCACACACACACCAAAAGCCUCGCUCGCGCACAGCUGCGCGCACACACUCAUACACAUACACAGAGCGGCAGGUGGACGAGGCGCACACACACACACACCGUGGCGGCAGGAACAGCAGCGGUGCCCGGUGGCCGAAAAAAGAGGGAUGAUUUAUGGUCCUACUUCAGAUACAGUCCAAGUGACAAUAAAACACAAUGUCUUGUACGGGGACGGGGAGACGAGACAGACGACAGUUGUGGAGCCACAGUUUCCUCAUGCUGCGGCUUCAAACUGUCGGGAAAGAACACCACGAACCUCAAAAGGCACCUUUUCGUCGACUAAAACUAGACUAAAAGCUUUUGAGUUUUCGUCGGACUAAAACUAGACGAAAACUAUCAAGGAUAGAAAUGACUAAAAUGGGACUAAAACGAAGAAGCAUUUCGUCAAAAUGACUAAGACUAAAACUAAAUCUAAAAUGCCUGCCAAAAACAACACUGGAUCGAGGUGAACUGCUCAAUAUUUCAUGAUAUUGAUUUGAGGCCACAUCGCCCAGCCCUAGGCUACAGUACUAAAUGAAAACAGGCAAAUGAUCAAACAUCAGAAAGAAAUGCUCUUUAUAAGUCGUAAUGUUAUCUGUGAGGUCUUCAUCAAACAGUUCAGGGCUCACAAUGUUGUUGCUCAUAGUAGAUCGAACACACAAGUAUAAAUCGCGCUGAAGGGCUUAUUUGAACAGCAGCUGAUUAUGAGACAAAAGCUCCAUAGACACAACUAACCAAAAGCAAAAUAGUCAUGAGGAGAUAAAGGAAAUAGAUAAAAUACCAGCACAGAUGCAUGAGAUGGAUAAACAACUUAACAAACCAAAAGGAAUAAUCAAAGACGUGCAGAAUUAAAGUUUUUUGGGUCAUUUCCCACCAUAAUUGAACCCAACCCACUGCAAGGCUGUUGGUCUCUCUGCUACAAGGAGUGUAUGUGCUGACAUGAUGGUUCUUUAAUCUCUAAUUGCAGCUCUGUGAGACAGUAAUUAUGGACUUAUAAAGAGGAUCCACUUCUCAAAACUGAAUGAAAAACUCGUCUGUUGCUGUGCAGACUUGCAUCACCACAAACACACACACAUACAGAGCUGUCUGUGUCCUUGGCUCAGUUCUGCUUAUGCAAUCCUGUGUCUUAGCUGUUCGUGUCUGAAGACUCUUCCUCCGACCGACCGACCGCACUACAUUCCAGGAUCUGUCCGAUCCUGAUCACGCAGCAGUGGCGUGUCUAUCUAUUCCUUUUUUUUUUUUUUUCUUUUCUUUUCCGUCUUUAACUUUGACCCACCAGGGCUGCUCUUGUGUUGGUGUAAAAGGGUUGUCCGUUGCUCUCUAAGCAGCCUGUUAGUGCCUGAAGGAAGCCAGGGUGUGUGUGUGUGAGAGAGACAGAGAGAGAGAGAGAAGGAGUGAGAGAGGUGGCGGCUUGGCUUUGUUAUUAUUUUGGGUGCAGCGUGCUGACAUCAUUCCUUUCGAGGUCCUGGGUGUGUGUAUGUUUAGGUAGAGCACAGGGCUGUCCUUCCUCCUCCCCCCACGCACUCAAACUGUCCGAACAUGGCUGCAGGCGCUGUCGUGGAGCCACUUUGAGACGGAAGAGAAGGAAGUUAGCAGCAGCAACAAGGAGCUCUUGAUCAAAUAUUAACUCUCUCACUAGUUAGUCACUGCUUCCUCUGAAAGCACAGAGGCGCCGGGAGAACAUGCCUCAACCAGGACUGAGCUGUUGUAGGAAAAAUACUCGGGUGAAGCUAAUGUGGGAGUGCAACAACAAAAAACAAAACAAACAAAAAAAACCUAUGGGGCUUGUUGACAUACAUCACAAGCGCAAUGUGAUUUUGCGACUUUCCGGGGGGAAAAAAUACGCGUAAUACAUAUAUACAUAUGGUAUGUUGUAUCUGAACAGGUUAGCUUAAGACAGUGGUUCUCAAAUCCAGUCCUCGAGUCCCCCCGUCCUGCAUGUUUUGAAUGUUCCCCUGCUCCAACACACCUGAUUCAAAUGAUCAGCUCGUUAUCAAGCUCUGUAAUGGCUUACUAAGGAGCUGAUCAUUUGAAUCAGGUGUGCUGGAGCAGGGAAACAUCCAAAACAUGCAGAACGGGGGGCCUCGAGGACUGGACUUGAGAACCACUGGCUUAAGAGUUAGUUACUUCGCGCAGAUGAAAGUUAAAACAAAGACGUUUAGCAAACUGUUAAAGCACACAAACUAUCGUCAUAUCAGAAAUCCGACGCUAUGACUCUCUACAAGUUGUCCUUCAGGUCGUUAUCUUUGUAAUAUUUGUGUUUUUUGUAAUAUUUGUGAGCACUCUGUUCCCCGACACAUAAACGAUAAGCCGGUCGACCAUGUUGGAUAUAUAGUGGUGAAUCUGACGUUGCAACAACACGCAAUCUGAUUGGUCAGAAGUGGACACACAGUAUACGAAAUUUUAGAAAAUUCGACCGUGAUGCCAAAAAAAAUAAAUGCCGCAAUAUCGCAGGACGGGAAAACGUCGCUGAUGUGAUUGUUGUAUUGACAGGAUACGGGUUUGAAAAAAAAUAUUGACGUCCGAAAUAAUCGCACAAAAAAAACGCUCCCAGUGUGAAAGGACCUUAAGAGUUUUACGUAACAGUGCCAUAUAAGAGUAUGUCUGAUCACUGUUGAUGAUAUUGUUUUUUUCAGCUGGUGAUACCGAUGCUGAUUAGAACAGGUCAGCUCAAGGCCAAUAGAUGAUGCUGAUAUCUUGUCACUUUUAAUUGGUUGGCAUUUGAUGAUUAUCUCGGUCAGAAACAUGUUUCAGAUAAAUUUUAAACGAGUUCAUGAUCAAAAUUUCAGAUUAUGAUUGGGAUUUAUGUCAACCAAAGCUGCCACCCCUCAAGUGACAACAUGAAACUAUAACUAACAUGAUAAACACUGUAUUGUAAGAAGACUUUGAGAUCAAGUCGCUGGUAAAGGAAAUGCAGUGAGAAGCUGACUCAUUUUCUGAUCGACUCACAUGAAGUCAAAAUUAGUUUCAUAACCAGAGGAGUGGAGUCAUGAAAAAUGCAAGUUCAGGCGACUUUGACAUCGACUUCCUCUUCUCGUAGGCAGUCUUUGACCUUAAAACACAAAUAUUGUUUUUAAAAGAUCAAAUCGAGGCUGACACGAGUCAAAACUUGUCAAAGAAAUAAAUACAAAGGGGCCCUGAUGGACUCAUGAUGAACCAUUUCCAGUGUUUGUUGUGAUGCAGGCUCUGACGACACAGGUAGUGACUCUGAUGAAGAACCGGUUUUGUGGCAUGUCGGGAGUUGAUGCGUGAGGGUCAUGUGUGUGUCCUGUGUGUUUAGUACACACCGUUCUUUCUUUGUGGCUCGGCAGACCUCCAUGAGAGGUGUCAUUGUUUGUAACCAAUAGAGAGUAAGAGGCAGAGCGCCGGCACUCCCUGAGGAGGCGAGCAAAAUCGGAGACACAAACGUCUCUGUUGACUUUAAUUCUCCAUGAGUCAUGUGUUGAUGUAAUUAAACAGUCAGUGGGGUUACUUGUAACUGUUUCAUAUCCAGUCAGUGUUGUUUACAUUGAAGAUGGUCCAGUUUUUUAAGUGGUUUGAUCUAAAUCUGGUGAAAAAUGCACCGCAGGGUUGAGUUAAAGUUGAAAAAAAUCGGCUGUUUUUGUUCGUAAACAAAGUUACACAAAGGUUACAGAAAAUGCAAAUUAGGGCUGUCCCGAUACAAUAUUAAUAUCGAGUAUCUGUCCAUUAUCUAAAAUCUCUGAUAUCAGCGCUUCAAUACAAGCUGUCUAUUCCAGACUCUGCUCCAGCACUUCUAGCUAGCAGCGCCCUGAUCCAGCAUGCAGAGCCCACGUGAUCACAACAACAGUGUGUACUAAUGCUGCGUUCGAGUUACGUCUGAACUCAGAUGUCGGAGCUGAAAAUGAUGUCACACCUGAGUCACCAGCAUUUUAGCUACCAAGUCGGAAAAAAGCAAAAUCGGCGGCGGAAACAAGAUGGCUACAUCUACAAAGUUAUUUUAGCGCUUGCCUUGCCCUGUUAUAUUCGGACAAGUUCGAUAAGUUACAAACAAAGUAGCAAGGAGUAGGAGUGAUGUCGGCUGUGUGGCAGUAUUUUUCGCCAAAGUCCGAAAAACAUAAUCGAUAUCGGUAUCGGCCGAUACUGAAGGCUAAAAUAUCUGUAUCGUAUCAGGAGUGAAAAAGUUGUAUCCGGACACCCCUAGUGCAAAUACAGGUGAUUUGUUCAUUUAAGCUUCAGUUAAGUCAUUUUACACAAUCAGCUGUUACACGACUAUAAAAGGUUUAUAACUUAGAGAAACAAUUUUUUUAUCCGCAAAAAAUCACAAAAUAAAAUAAGACAGAAUCUGUGAUAUUUGGCGCAUCGUAUCCUGUCACAAAAGCUCAACAGUGAGGUUCUACUAGCGAAUGAUGAUGAUCGUAGUUGUUUUGGUCUGAACACAAACAUGUGACACCUCUGUGUGUGAGUGUGCAAAUGCCUGAGUGCUCUAUAUAUAUCGAUCUACAAGCUGCACAGCUGAGAGGACAGCCCCCAACACACACAAACACACACACACACACAUGCGCACAUCUAUUUCUGGCUGCUACCUGAUCUGUGUGUGUGUGUGUGUGAGAGAGACCCUUUGAUUGAUGUGAUCUGUGAGGACUUUUGGCAUUUAGCAGCAUACCACAGUCUGAUACAGAGGAGACCCUUUGCUUUGGACCUGUCUGUCAUUUUUAAAAAACAUGUCAAAGGGCUCACAGUGUCACAAAACUUUGAUAAGGUUUCAUGAAUAUUUGAGCUCAUGGUGAGUAAACAAACUAGAACUCAAACACUGAACCUGAGAUGUUUGACCCCUUUAAGAUACUUGAUCCUGCAGGCAUGUUUGGACUGAUGUGUUUUGAAAUGCGAUACCUAGUUACCGUACAGUAUUUCCCAACCAGAGCCGUGUUCCCGGCAGGGUGAGCAAAGCUUUAAAACAACAUUCAGAGUCAAAUCUGGGCAAACAGAGUGACGGUAAUGACGGGAAACACGGUUUAAAAAGAGAAGAUAAAUCCUGACAGCAGCUCUCUGUCAGACUGAGGGAUCUUCCGCUGUCUUAUCUCGCACAAACUAACUUCCCAUUUCUACCGUCUUUCUAUUCCUCUCAGAUGUGUACUCCCAGAAACACACCCGCCACGCCGCCCAACUUCCCGGACGCCAUCACCAUGUUCUCCAAGCUGCGGGCAUCAGAGUGCGGCUCCAGCGCCGGCAGCGGCCCCUCCCAGGUGUCCAUGGCCGGCUCCCCGCCAACUCCAUCUUCCACGUCGGGUUUCAGCUCCUUUUGGGCCUCCUCGCCGCCCAGCCACCAGCCGGCCUGGCUGCCCCCCUCGUCGCCCACAGGUCACCACAUGCACCACCACCACUACCACCACCACCACCACAUGCAACAGACUCCCAUGUGGCCCCCAGUUUCCCAGCCCAACGGCUCCCAGCAGCCCCCUGUUGUGUCGGCACUUCAUGGCCAGAGAUGAGACUGAGCGGUGGGCUAAAAGGGGGCAGGGAGGGGAGUUGAGAGGCUGGGUGCUGGUUCAUGUGUAGCCAAAUGAAUCUGAUUUAUUUUUUUCUUUUUCUUUUUGGGUAAGGGUGGGCGGGUGGGAGGAUAAAACUGGGUCGGGGAGGUUGACGUGGAGGAGAGGAAAUGGAAAAAAGACAAAGACACUGCUGUUUCCCUCUCUUGUUUGUUUUUUUCCUGAAGUGAUGAAGAGCAGUCUGGACACCUCUCCUCUGCGCCUUCAAUGCGUCAUUUUAUGAGAAAACACCCACAAACACAGAAACUGUCUGUAAUCAUCAAUGCAAACAUGCCCAGGACCCCACAGAGCACUCACGAGGAGAGGAGCCAUCUUACCUGCUGAACUGCUUCAGUUUUUCUUAUUUUUUAAUCGAGUCUUUCACGGGGUAGAAAAAUAACCUGGCAUGAAGUUGCCAAUAACCAGCAGAUGAAAAGAUGCUUAUGGAUGAUAUUGCUCUGGAGGGUUGAGUGUUUAUGUGAAUGUGAACAGGUUGAGGAGGGUAAUAGAAGCUGUAGCCAUAAAUUCACAGCUUCACGGGGGGAUGAUUUAACCCUGAAAGACGCGGCGUCCUCAUGUGUUACCAUUACAAACAUCCACUGAAUUUCUAAACACUUCCAGCUGAUCUCAAGAUAUUUCCAGAAUCACCUCAACAAAUAUGGGCACUAAACAUAUUCCUGUGUAUGUCUUCAUAACACGAGAACGUGAGAUACUUCAAUUUAAUCAUUUUAAUCAAAAACUUGACAUUUGUCACGAUGGAUGGAGCAUGCAGCACUUGCAAAUAUUUUUACACCUGUUGAAUGAUCAAAAAUAUCUCCACCAGUGAGUGGAGUACAGGGAGACUGAAUCUGAUAUUUAAAGCUCCCAUAAGGAGUUUUAUCAUGUUUAUGAAAUGGACUGAAAUUCUCAUUCAUGCAUUUUCAUGAUACCAAGACUAUUGUAAACAAGACUGUUAAUGACCAGAUGGACAAUUUUGUAUUUCCUGAUUUUUAAUGCCUGAAACCUGUGUGAGGGGGUAUGUGUCAGCUUAAGAGACAGCCCUGUGUUUACAAUAUUUGCAUUAAGAAAAACAGACUAUCAAAGGUCAGCAGGAUUAGAUUUUGUGUCAGAAGACACUAUUCAAGCAGGACAGGAUAGGUAAGGAUUGCUUUGUCCACCAGGGGUGUCAGAAUAAACACAAAAAGUUUCACAGGGGAGCUUUAAAGAAACAGAUGAGAUGGUAAUUAAAGCUCCUAUGAGGAGGUUUGUUCAAAUUUAUGAAAUAGACUGAAAUCUUAUAUUGAUUCUUUUUUUAUGAUAUCCAAACACAAGCAAAGCUUCAGGGUCAAGACUGAAGAUUUUCGUUUUGUAAUUUUGAAUUCCUAAAACUGGUGUGAGGGGGUGUGAGUGUCAGUUAAGCAGUUAAAGAAACAGUCCUGUUUUGACUAUUUUUCACAUUCAUUAAUGAUCAGUUUGACUGUCUAAAGUCAGGAUAAUGAGAUUUGUAUGUCAGAAGACACUACUUAAGCAAUUUAGAUCAACAAAGACUGCUUUGUCCACUGGGAGCAUCGAAAUAGAAACUAAAAGUUCCUCACAGGAGCUUUAAUUAAUGUGGGUGGGUUUUUUUUCUCCUUUUUUUGGUUAUUAAUUGAAUCAUUUGGGCAAAGCACAAAACAUUAGUUAAAACACAACUGACAUAUUCAGGCCUCUAUGUCAGUGUUUGAGACAUAAUUCAUUUUUUUUAAAGAAAUUGUUAAACUUGUGGAAACUGAACUGUUUUUGGAAAAUCUCUGCCUCAAAAGCUGCUUUAUAAUCACAAACUCAGCAAGAAACCUUUUUCAGUUCUUAAUCAGCUCAACAAACAACUCUUUUUAACAGAAACAGACAUAUUGUGUUGCGUCUGAGUUAACAAACUGCCCCCUUAUCCAGAGGUUAGCCGAGGUUGUUUUCCAGCCUGUGGCCUCAUUACCCCAUGUCACAAUCAAAAUCGGAAAUUAGUCUUAUAGAAAAUGGAUGUAAUGGAUAAUUUGUCAGAUAAAUAGUUCUUUAUAUCUCUCAAUUAAAUGAUGACUCUUGUCUCCAAAAGUGACGCACCGUUAGUAAUUAUGUUUGCUAGCUAUCAGUAAUAAAAUCCGUUGUUUUUCUGGAAUUGCAAUGUCGCAUCCAUGUUUUUCAAGAGAGUGUCCUUUUAAAUCUGGAAACACCUUGAGAACAGCAGGAAGUUUUCAACCUCAUGAAUAAACAAAGGUAACAUGUGAGCUCAAACUCAUGUAAGCAGGAUGGACUGUUAGAGGAGUACAGUGGAAACAUGGAGGAUGCUUUCGGUAGAAGUUUGCAAUAAUCUGAUGUAUGGAUGAUGGACGAUGUAAGUUCUCCUGGUUUUCUCUAGAGACUUGUCUGGUUGGUGAUGCCACACUUCUCACUCGCUGUUUUCGCAGGAGGAGUUUGUAAUUAUCCAGCUGAAAGCCUCGAGGUGAUUUCUGUUCAGAUUGACAGUAAGAGGCGUUUUUUAUUUUUAUUGUACAUACAAACCUCAGCCAAAUGAUGAUGAACUCACACAAAAGAAACAUGUAUCUGGUUUGAGACAAUUUCCAUGCAGUUGUCUGUCUGUCUCUGUCUGUCUGUCUGUCUGUGGCGGAGGGCGAUUGGAAGCCAACUCAGUGAUUUUCCACACAACCUGUCAGACACUCAACCACUCCUACCUCUGUGUGUCUGAAUGUAUCUCUGCUGCACACACAGACAGGAUCAGAGCGUUUGAAGACUCCACAGCAGAGCUCAUGUUUGAAUCCACGACGAUAGAAAAACAAAAGAAAACAAACCUUGAUGUCAUCUUCUUCUCACAGGAACUCACGAGUAGAUUAGUCUCAAGUUUACACACAGCCACUUCAUCAUAAAGAGGAAGUUGUUUUUGUCAGGGAGUGAUGGAUGCAGAGAGGAAGAAGAGUUUGUUCUUUGCAGACAAUCAAAGUGGUCCCUCUGUUUUUUAAUACUCUGUACUUUCUGGUUUUACUGUCCCGCACUUUCUUCUCACGCCUGCUCACUUUUAAAGCAGGUUCUUGGACUCGGGGAGGUCAAGCUUCACUGUUGAUGAUAAUGUUUUUUAUUCCACUUGCGUGAACUGCUUCAUGGGUACUGAUCAAAUCUAUCGGCCGUACAGAAAUUUAACAAGCUAUCUCAUGACGUAAAGGAAAAAUGCAUGACAGGCGGUAUCGACCUGCUUUAAAGGGCCACACCUUUGUUUUCGCAAGUUUGAAGAUGUUUAUACCUUAGUCUUAAAUCGCUCUGAAAAGCAAGACAGCUCGACAUGUUUUUGGAGUUUACUUGUUUUAAUAGAUUAGCCAUCCCAAAGUGGUGAUGCACAUCAAGUCUUUACUGCGUCAGCUCCAAGACUUACGGGGAAGAUUCCUCUGUUUCCUGUUUGAUCUGUAAAAUGAGAGAAAACAGUGAAAGAAUCUCCUCAUGAAGUCUCCUUCUUCUUUGUUUACCACAGCAACGGCAAAAACACCAAAGCUUAGACGAGUUAAAUACGCAAAAUCUCACUUUUAAAACUUCCACUGAUCAAAGUUUAAGUUAUCUGCAGCAGUGGACGCACAUCCAACUAUGAAUGUAAUAGAUUCAUCUAUUUCAAUGGGUAGAACUAUUCCACAUCAGGGUUCCUUUUACUUUGAUUCAGAUCAGCUAUAGAAACCCGUUUAGUUUAAUUUAUCCCUAACAUAAGCUCUUCAUGUUUGUGUGUUUGCUGUUAGCGGUAACACACAACACGAUAAAUAGUGGUCACACAUUCAAAAGUUUGAGGAGAAAAGUGUAAGGCUGUGUGACUUUAAGGGAGCAUUUCAAAAUAAGUCAAACCAGCGGUAUGGCCCAGUAAAUCAGUUUCAAAUGAACUGCCAUGAGUCAAACAGUCAUUUCUAUCGCGGUAUCAUGAUGUGUCUUUGACUCAAACUCUGCAGCAGCCUGUAGACAAGUCGGAGCGAAUGUUUGAAUUAGCAGAUUUGUUUUGGAUCUGUUCCCUGCUGUGUUUAAUGAGCGAGCUUCCUGCAGAGGGGAUUAACGACUGUUCUGGAAAUCCACGCUGACGUUUCUUCUUCGUUUGAAAUCAGACUUUUAGGUAUCAGUGAAUUACAGCCCGUGUCAAAACCAUGCCUGAGGAUUUCACAAAAACUGGCUGAUUUUUCUUUGUUUUACUUCACUUCAGCCUUUAUUCAACUUUUUUUUUUGGUUCUUACCAGGUGAUAUUUUUUUCUCAAGGUUCACUGCUCCGCUCUUUUAUAGAGAUUUCUCUUUGUACUUUGUGUUCAUUUCCUCUGUUGAAAUUUGUAUUUAUAUGUUUAAUAAAACAACGUAUGAUCUGCUA
Xyrichtys novacula (pearly razorfish) is the source of this 19700-nucleotide messenger RNA. NCBI's taxonomy places the organism in Eukaryota, Metazoa, Chordata, Actinopteri, Labriformes, Labridae. The record is from the annotation of a GenBank genome assembly.